UCGAACAACUUACAAUAAUGAAGUUUUCUACUAUCGCCGUCACUGCCGCUUUGUCCAAAUUCUCUCUCGCUGCUGUCUACGAUAUUAAGCUUUACGCUGAAUCCACUGACUCUGCUGUCGGAGGCAAAGCUUUGUCCUCAAUACAUGAAGGUGCAGGUCUCAACUAUUUCUUUUUGGGUGAUUCUCCUGAAACUCUUCUGUAUGACGAUAGAACUGGAAUAAUCCAUUCUGAUAAAUCUACUGUUGGAAUUGCUGAUAUUUUCCUUGGGCUCGGUGUCUCAACUUUCGGUAAAGCUACUUUUGAAAAUGAUAUUUUAUCUAUCGAAGGAAACUCUGAAUUCUACGCUGCUAAAAACGUAAAUGACCCUUACAACUAUUCUGAAAAUUCAUACGCUGUUACUGCAUUUACCAACAAAAAAGUACCAGAAGGAGCUAUUAAGAUUUCUAUCAAGAAGUCUGGCAGUCCAUCCGUCCCACCACUCCCAUCCUCUUCCGCUUCAUUGAGUUCGUCAGCAUCAGCACCAUAUGGUAACUCUACCGUCACUCAGACCACUGUUACUUACACCUGUUUGUCUCAGACUGUAGUAACAAUUACCAGCUGUCCAGAAACUGUCACUGAUUGUCCAGCUAGAAAGACUCCAACUGUUGUAACUACUAAUGUUGAAGUUACCUUAACUACUACAUACUGCCCAGCCUCCACUACUCCAAUUCUUACUACCAUUUUACCCCCUGCUACCUCACCAGCUACUGCUGUUCCAGGCUCUACAUCUGCUAAGCCAACUACUGUUGUACCUGGUUCUACUUCUGCUAAGUCAUCUACUGUUGCUCCAGCUAUCACCACUGCUAAUGGUGCGGCUAGGGCCGGUGCUGGUGCAGUUGCGGGAAUGGCAGCAAUCGCAGCAUGGAUGAUUUAAUUUGAUAAAAUUGUCAUCAAACUUGAUCAUAUUUAGUUUAUUAACC
[Candida] anglica is the source of this 960-nucleotide messenger RNA. The record is from the annotation of a GenBank genome assembly. Lineage: Eukaryota; Fungi; Ascomycota; Pichiomycetes; Serinales; Debaryomycetaceae.